This is a messenger RNA of Cherax quadricarinatus, 10912 nucleotides long. NCBI's taxonomy places the organism in Eukaryota, Metazoa, Arthropoda, Malacostraca, Decapoda, Parastacidae. The record is from RefSeq and is a predicted model, not a curated record.
AUGCUGGGGCAGGUGGUGUUUGUUCCCAUAGGCUCAGAGACCCUUGGCUCGUGGGAAAAGAGUGCAUCCAAGUUCCUCAAGGAGUUAGGCAAAAAACUCAACAGGACGCCAGGUUGUUCGCCCAGACGCCAGGUUGUUCGCCCAGACGCCAGGUUGUUCGCCCAGACGCCAGGUUGUUCGCGCAGACGCGAGAUUGUUCUCCCAGACGCCAGGUUGUUCGCCCAGACGCCAGGCUGUUCGCGCAGACGCCAGAUUGUUCGCCCAGACGCCAGGUUGUUCGCCCAGACGCCGGGUUGUUCGCGCAGACGCCAGGUUGUUCGCGCAGACAUCAGGUUGUUCGCGCAGACGCCAGGUACACCAGCACUGGAGGUGGUGGGCACCAGGGCUCCCUACUGCCAGGCAGGUCAGCCUGACCAUGUUACCUCUGACCUCUCCACUGGUCCACCCAGGAACACGGUGGCAUCCCCGGAGAGGAAGUCAGCUCCUGCAGGUGAAACUGCUGGGUCAGGAGGCCACGGGACAGGUGGUGGAGGGUCAGGAGGUCACGGGACAGGUGGUGGAGGGUCAGGAGGUCACGGGACAGGUGGUGGAGGGUCAGGAGGUCACGGGACAGGUGGUGGGGGGUUAGAGAGCAAGAAGCAGGACCCACCAAACAAGAUAUCUCUGACACUCAGCAAACGUGACCUCCUCCACCAGAUGGUCAACCAGACCAAACAACACCGACAACAGAUCAGGAGCUUGGAGAAUGAACUCGAGCGCCUGCGCUCCGGGGACAUGUUAAACAAGUGUGAAGUGGGUGUGUCGGAGGUGGAAUGGCGGCCUGGGGAUGUAGUGGGUGAGGGCUCCUUCUCCACUGUCUACAGAGGCUCCUACUGUGGCACUGAAGUAGCCGUCAAGGAACUCAAGUUUAAGCUCUCACAGGAUGACAAGAACUACUUCAGGUCAGAGGCAGCGCUCCUGCAGCAGCUGCACCACCCUCGAGUCGUUCUCUUGAUGGGGGUGUGCACCGGGGCAGCUCGUCCCUUCAUGCUCCUUGAAUACCUCUCUGGCGGUACACUCUACAAUCUUAUCCACAACACCACGUGAGUAUUCAGGCCACUUAAUCUUAUCCACACCACCAAUAAAACUAUAGUUAUAACACAAGCUGUAUCCUUUUUGCAACAGGUGCUGCACCUGGACCUGAAGUCAAUGAACGUCCUUCUGGACUCCUACUACAGGGCCAAGAUCGCUGAUUUUGGCUUCUCCAUUCUGAGACGAUCACGUACAGGCUCUCCAGCUCAGCGUGGCUCUAUCAGAGGAACACCUGCAUGGAUGGCUCCGGAACUCCUCACGAAGGGAGAUGUGUCAGCCAAGUGUGAUGUGUACAGCUAUGCCAUCAUCCUGUGGGAGAUGCUCACUGCCAGCCACCCCUUCAAGGGUCUUGACAUCUUCCAGAUCAUGGAGACCAUUGAGGCUGGAGGUCGGCCACCACUGCCUUCUAGCGGUGUGUCACGGGAACUAAAGGAGCUUAUCACAUCAUGCUGGGCCCAAAAUCCCUCCUUGCGACCCAGCUUUGAAGAGAUCCUGGGUGCCCUAGAGUCGGCAGCAGUGCCAGCAUCAUGGCGUGGUGUACUGCAGAAGGCCAAUGUCACCCCGUCCCUCCUCUCUGAUGUGGCUGCUGCUAGGACAAUCAUCGGGGUGGUGGAGCAGAGUGUGGAGCUGAUGCGUCGUUCGCUACAACUUCAGCGUGCAAAGAAGAGAAACCAAGAAAAUGAAGAGGCCAAGGGAGAGCCUCAGCCGCAUGUGUACGAGAGUGUGGACACAGAGCGUGUGGUGGCUGCCAGCCCCACCCGCCACAAACUCAGGGACAACAAAGAUGGGAAGUCGUCCAGGUUUUCUCGGGAUCAGUCAUCACAGGCCCGGCGACCCUCAUCAAGCAAGCAGUCACGCCUUCGGGAGAUGACACCGGUGCGACAAUCAGGUCGUAGCCAAGAGCGGGUCUCUCCAAGGGAAUCUGUACUAAGAGAGGACAGCCGUCGACGCUCUCCAGACAAGAGGUCGUGUCCACCGCGUAGCAACUCCACUAGACCGGGAGAUGCUAGGGAAAGCAGUGUUGACCAUCACGUAGGGAGGAAGGGGCGGAACAGAGAGAGAGGCAGGGAGCAUCUGGUUAAUAGUCGCAUUGAGAGUAAAGACCGUUGUAGAGUCAGCAGGCAUAGUUCAGAAAAUAAGAAAGAUAAAGGAAGGGGAAGGGUUGCAAGAGGCAAAAAAGAUCACAGCACAGACAGGAAGGCACAGAGAGAAAGGCUGAGGGAUAACAGAGACCGUAGUGCUGGUCACUGCGAGUGGAAUGAUGAAUGUGGUUAUGACCGAGAACGACAUGCUCUUAGACAGGCUGCAGAACGAAGGAAUGGCAUUAAAGAAAAAUAUUCACGUGAUAGGCGGUCCAAUAGUCUGGAGAGCCGUAGAGAAUAUGUAAAUCAGCGGUCUAAAAGCAGAGAUCAACAUUCUAGUAGUAAUGAACGACGUUUAAGCAGCAGCGAUAGACAUUCGGAAUUUCGUCGAGAAAUUAGCAGGCGCAAGUUUUACAGCAGAGAGCGGCAGUCAAAAGUUAAAAAAAUGGGGGGCAAGAACAGACGUGGUGGGAGUCCCGAGCGACUGGUAGACAGCAGGGACAGUCUUGGUGAGAGUCCUGAAGAAUCCUGGACUAGUGCUGAAGGAACCAGCUCUACAGGCUCCAACAAUAUCCUGGAUGACACAGAGGAUCAUUCCUUAGUGAGAAAUCAGAGAAGAUAUUCCUCAAGCCCUAGACGGCGUUCACCAGAGAGACGGUAUUCUUCAGCAGUUCGGAACUCAGAUAAUCGCCGAUCAUCAGAACGCCACCACAACUCAGAUUAUCACCACAGCCCAGAAAGGCGGCGAUCUCCUCGCAGCCCUCAGAGGCGCUCGAGGAUUUUCACUCCUGAAACUCGACGAACAGAGUCUGGAUCACGGCUCGGGCCCCUAGUGACGUCAGAACAGCUGAUGAGUCAGAAAAAGCGGUUGCGUCCUGUGCGGCCAACUGCUCUCUCCGACCUGAUGCAUAUGCCUGAAAACUCUCUCAAUGAUAUCUCCAUCAUCCUUAAGACAGCCAUUACUAAACGUCGUGAUGCCUUUGAUGAAGGACUCAGUGGUCGUGACACUUUUCGCUCGGAUGAAAUGGACUGGUCAGAUUGGCACUGAGGAACGGGGAGAAUAAAUGCUCAAUCUAAAAAAAAUUUUUUAUAUAAUACACAUAUUUUGAAUGUCCUAGGUAGUAGGUUGGUAGACAGUAACUGCCCAGGGAGGUACUACCAUCCUGCCAAGUGAGUGUAAAACAAAAGCCUGUAAUUGUUUUACAUGAUGGUAGGAUUGCUGGUGUCUUUUUUCUGUCUCAGAAACAUGCAAGAUUUCAGGUACAUCGUGUUACUUCUACUUACACUUCACAUGCAUGUACAAACAUAUAUAUACACACCCCUCUGGUUUUCUUCUAUUUUCUUACUAGUAAUUGUGUUGCACAAUUGUCCUCAAAGAUUUAAGUCUUUUUUUUUUCAACAAGUCGGUCGUCUCCCACCGAGGCAGGGUGACCCAAAAAAGAAAGAAAAUCCCCAAAAAGAAAAUACUUUCAUCAUCAUUCAACACUUUCACCACACUCACACAUUAUCACUGCUUUUGCAGAGGUGCUCAGAAUACAACAGUUUAGAAGCAUAUACGUAUAGAGAUACACAACAUAUCCCUCCAAACUGCCAAUAUCCCAAACCCAUCCUUUAAAGUGCAGGCAUUGUACUUCCCAUUUCCAGGACUCAAGUCCGACUAUAUGAAAAUAACCGGUUUCCCUGAAUCCCUUCACUAAAUAUUACCCUGCUCACACUCCAACAGAUCGUCAGGUCCCAAGUAUCAUUUGUCUCCAUUCACUCCUAUCUAACACGCUCAUGCACGCUUGCUGGAAGUCCAAGCCCCUCGCCGACAAAACCUCCUUUACCCCCUCUUUCCAACCCUUUCGAGGACGACCCCUACCCCUCUUUCCUUCCCCUAUAGAUUUAUAUGCUUUCCAUGUCAUUCUACUUUGAUCCAUUCUCUCUAAAUGACCAAACCACCUCAACAACCCCUCUUCUGCCCUCUGACUAAUGCUUUUAUUAACUCCACACCUUCUCCUAAUUUCCACACUCCGAAUUUUCUGCAUAAUAUUUACACCACACAUUGCCCUUAGACAGGACAUCUCCACUGCCUCCAACCGUCUCCUCGCUGCUGCAUUUACCACCCAAGCUUCACAUCCAUAGUUGGUACUACUAUACUUUCAUACAUUCCCUUCUUUGUCUCCAUAGAUAACGUUUUUUGACUCCACAUAUACCUCAACGCACCACUCACCUUUUUUCCCUCAUCAAUUCUAUGAUUAACCUCAUCCUUCAUAAAUCCAUCUGCCGACACGUCAACUCCCAAGUAUCUGAAAACAUUCACUUCUUCCAUACUACUCCUCCCCAAUUUGAUAUCCAAUUUUUUUUUAUCUAAAUCAUUUGAUACCCUCAUCACCUUACUCUUUUCUAUGUUCACUUUCAACUUUCUACCUUUACACACAUUCUCAAACUCAUCCACUAACCUUUGCAAUUUUUCUUUACAAUCUCCCAUAAGCACAGUAUCAUCAGCAAAAAGUAACUGUGUCAAUUCCCAUUUUGAAUUUGAUUCCCCAUAAUUUAAUCCCACCCCUCUCCCGAACACCCUAGCAUUUACUUCUUUUACAACCCCAUCUAUAAAUAUAUUAAACAACCAUGGUGACAUUACACAUCCCUGUCUAAGACCUACUUUUACCGGGAAGUAGUCUCCCUCUCUUCUACACACCCUAACCUGAGCCUCACUAUCCUCAUAAAAACUCUUUACAGCAUUUAGUAACUUACCACCUAUUCCAUAUACUUGCAACAUCUGCCACAUUGCUCCUCUAUCCACUCUAUCAUAUGCCUUUUCUAAAUCCAUAAAUGCAAUAAAAACUUCCCUACCUUUAUCUAAGUACUGUUCACAUAUAUGCUUCAAUGUAAACACUUGAUCUACACAUCCCCUACCCACUCUGAAGCCUCCUUGCUCGUCCGCAAUUCUACAUUCUGUUUUACCUCUAAUUCUUUCAAUUAUAACCCUACCGUAUACUUUUCCUGGUAUACUCAGUAAACUUAUUCCUCUAUAAUUUUUACAAUCUCUUUUGUCCCCUUUCCCUUUAUAUAAAGGGACUAUACAUGCUCUCCGCCAAUCCCUAGGUACCUUCCCCUCUUUCAUACAUUUAUUAAACAAAAGUACCAACCACUCCAACACUAUAUCCCCCCCUGCUUUUAACAUUUCUGUCAUGAUCCCAUCAGUUCCAGCUGCUUUACCCCCUUUCAUUCUAUGUAAUGCCUCAAGUACCUCCACCACACUUACAUUCUGCUCUUCUUCACUCCUAAAAGAUGGUAUACCUCCCUGGCCAGUGCAUGAAAUUACCGCCUCCCUUUCUUCCUUAACAUUUAAAAGUUCCUCAAAAUAUUCUCGCCUUCUACCUAAUACCUCCCUCUCCCCAUCUACUAACUCCCCUACUCUGUUUUUAACUGACAAAUCCAUACUUUCCCUAGGCUUUCUUAACUUGUUUAACUCACUCCAAAAUUUUUUCUUUUCAUUAAAAUUUCUUGACAGUGCCUCUCCCACUCUUUCAUCUGCUCUCCUUUUGCACUCUCUCACCACUCUCUUCACCUUUCUUUUACUCUCCAUAUACUCUGCUCUUCUUAUAACACUUCUGCUUUGUAAAAACCUCUCGUAAGCUACCUUUUUCUCUUUUAUCACACCCUUUACUUCAUCAAUCCACCAAUCACUCCUCUUUCCUCCUGCCCCCACCCUCCUAUAACCACAAACUUCUGCCCCACAUUCUAAUACUGCAUUUUUAAAACUAUUCCAACCCUCUUCAACCCCCCCCACUACUCAUCUUUGCACUAGCCCACCUUUCUGCCAAUAGUCGCUUAUAUCUCGCCCGAACUUCCUCCUCCCUUAGUUUAUACACUUUCACCUCCCUCUUACUUGUUGUUGCCACCUUCCUCUUUUCCCAUCUACCUCUUACUCUAACUGUAGCUACAACUAAAUAAUGAUCCGAUAUAUCAGUUGCCCCUCUAUAAACAUGUACAUCCUGGAGCCUACCCAUCAACCUUUUAUCCACCAAUACAUAAUCUAACAAACUACUUUCAUUACGUGCUACAUCAUACCUUGUAUAUUUAUUUAUAUUGAUUUAAGUCAUACCAUGAAUUAAGGAAAGAUUCUAGACUAUCUUACAAAAGCAGACAAAGCCCAUAUUAAGUUCAGUGAUAGUAACUACGGAUAAGAUAGAUUAUAGUGGAAAAAUGAAAGUGUUAUUAGGAGACAAGGAAAUUCACACACCCCUUAACUGUAGUGGUCAUAAAGUAUCUUAUUUGAAGGAUGCUUUGCAGUGUGACAUUGUUUACUUAGUAACCUGGUGCUCUAAGCCACUAAAGUUGAAGCUCAGUAUUUGAACAAAAUUAUUUUUUUUUUUUAACGAGUCUGCCGUCUCCCACCGAGGCAGGGUGACCCAAAAAGAAAAUACUUUCAUCAUUCAACACUUUCACACAUAAUCACUGUUUUUGCAGAGGUGCUCAGAACACAACAGUUUAGAAACAUAUACGUAUAAAGAUACACAACAUAUCCCUCCAAACUGCUAAUAUCCCGAAACCCUUCCUUUAGAGUGCAGGCAUUGUACUUCCCAUUUCUAGGACUCGAGUCCAGCUAUAUAAAAAUAACUGGUUUCCCUGAAUCCCUUCACUAAAUAUUACCCUGCUCACACUCCAACAGAUCGUCAGGUCCCAAAUACCAUUCGUCUCCAUUCACUCCUAUCGAACACGCUCAUGCACGCCUGCUGGAAGCCCAAUCCCCUCGCCCAUAAAACCUCCCUUACCCCUUCCUUCCAACCUUUUCGAGGACGACCCCCUACCCCACCUUCCUUCCCCUACAGAUUUAUAUGCUCUCCAUGUCAUUCUACUUUGAUCCAUUCUCUCUAAAUGACCAAACCACCUCAACAACCCCUCUUUAGCCCUCUGACUAAUACUUUUAUUAACUCCACACAUUGCCCUUAGACAGGACAUCUCCAACCGCCUCCUCGCUGCUGCAUUCACACCCAUAUAUGACUACAUAUAAUAAUGGCUUUAAUAAUGACUGGAAGUGAUCAUGAUACAUUGGUGCCAUGGCCCACUAAUCUAGUCAAGACACACUGUGUUGGCUAGUGUUCUAUGUGUAGCUAAUGAUGAGAGUACAUAAUAAUGACUUCUCCUUUCCUCAACUCUUAGUCAAUAUUUAUGUGUAGGUUGUAUAAGCAAACUCUGGUAACCCAUAUCAAAUUCAUUGGUGACAAUAGGGAAAGAUCUGACGAGAGUUUUUUUAUGUACGAAUUUCAAUUUUACAUAAGAAUAAUGAGAAAUACCUCUGAUUUGUUUCCAAAUCAUAUUUCACCCAUCUCAGACCAGUGUCACGUGCAACUUGACAAUGGUCCAGGAUGAACUGAAAUGUCUUCUGAAGAUUUAGCUCCAAUUUGUAGGUUAGGUAGAUAAUGAUGUAAGCCAAGUGCUAAUUCAAAAGUCACUUGAAGCUGUAAAACCAUUAAUUAAUGCUGUUUCAUUCACAGUGGUGUUUUAUCAAGUAAAGUAUUUUCUCCCCUUGCAUCUUUAAUGCAUUCUUGAAAAUCUGAAUAUUUUUCUAUAGACAUCCAUGUUAUAAUCUGAGAUAUGCUCCCCAACCAUAAUAUCAAUUUCACUGAUAUUUUUAACAAUGACCCAUACUCAGAUUAGUCUUCUAUUCCCUUCCACUUUUGUAUCACAUCGCAUUUGUUAUCGCUACACAGGCAGCAUCAGUGAGAUUACCUUCCUCUAUCUCACCACAUUAUAUCUAACACUAUAUAUACUCUUUAUCCUAACAUUCUUAGGGUGAGUGUUUUAGAUACCUGGGCACUGUGUGUAGAAAAGUAGCUAAGUUAUUCCAUUUGCCCAGUUGUGUAGCAGGCAGGGAGGGUGGUGGUGAAAUCUGUAUUGAGUGGCAUACCCCAACUGGACACAAAAUGAACAGUCAGCCAUACACACUAUCAGUGCAUUUAGUAAAAAGCUACCAGAGAAAAAUAAUUAUAAUAAAAAAAGAAGUGUUAAACCUAUAGGGGUCAUACAGUAGAAAGAAAAAUGAUAAAUGUAAUUCAUUUAUCAUUCAUACAUGAACUUAUCUUGCAGAAAAUAAACAUGUAAACUAUCAGUGCAUUUGGUAAAACAUUAUUUUUUUAAAUUCAGCUGAACAAAAUCUUAAUUAUAUUAUCUAUAUUUUUUGACCAAUGUCUGUGAAACAAACUCUUCACACAUACACAAACUACUAAUGCAACUGAUGGAAAAAUAGUUGAGAAAAACAAUUAACUAAAAAUAAUGUUUGAAUAUUUACAGUGAGUGUAUAUACAGAUUAACAUUUGUAAUUAAUUAAUUAGUUCCUAAAUGCCCCAGUUGUAAGUGUGUAUGAUAAGUUAGGUCAUACUAUACUUGAUAAAGCUCCCAGAGAAUAAACAUGGUAAAAUAAAGGUUCUUCCUACUUAGUCUUUGUAAAUUAGUUGUAGAAUGUUCCAGCAAUGUUAUUAGGAUUUAUUCUUCAGGAAUAACAACCCUGAAUUCAUUUAUUAAUUUUUUUUUUUUUUAACAAGUCGGCCGUCUCCCACCGAGGCAGGGUGACCCAAAAAGAAAGAAAAUAUUUUCACCUCACUCACACAAUCAUUGUUUUGCAGAGGUGCUCAGAACACAACAGUUUAGAAGCAUAUAUGUACGUAUAAAGAUACACAACAUAUCCCUCCAAACUGCUAAUAUCCCGAAACCCCUUCUUUAGAGUGCAGGCAUUGUACUUCCCAUUUCCAGGACUUAAGUCCGACUAUAUAAAAAUAUCCUACGGGUUUAGCGCUUCCCCUUGAUUAUAAUAAUAAUAUAUAAAAAUAACCAGUUUCCCUGAAUCCCUUCACUAAAUAUUACCCUGCUCACACUCCAACAGAUUGUCAGGUCCCAAAUACCAUUCGUCUCCAUUCACUCCUAUCGAACACGCUCAUGCACACCUGCUGGAAGUAUUAUAAUACUGUAUUAUAAUGCUUCAAAAGCUAAUUCAUCAUUACUAAAAUAAGCUUUUCUGACCAUUGCCUUCCACAUUUAACGUUCAAUUUGAUUAUAUUAUUACUUCCUGAGCAUAAAUAUUUUUUUACUGUAUAUCACUAAACUACCCAAAUACUGAAAGCCAACAGAAGCAUGUACCAUAGUUUCACAAAUGUUUCUGUGACUACUGAAGACCUAGUAAUCAUGUUUAGGAGUGAUGGAUAUGACAUUCAUUAGACCACUAGUGCAGAAGGAUGAUAUGGCUAUAAUUACUUCUUUAUAUCCAAGUGAAUGAUAACAUAGAUCUCUAGUUACAGAUGUGUGAUUUAAGUGGAUGACAUAGGUAAGUGGUGUGACUGUGUUAAUGGUUCCAAGGAUCAGUCCUAUGCUUCCUGAUCAUGUACCAGGCCUCCUAAAUUGGAAAGGAAAUAUUACAUAACUUAAAAGUAUUAAACACACAGAGGAAAGCGAAGAUAAAUGUACAUGUAUACUGAAUGCAAGUAGCAUCUUACAUGCUCAUGAGAUAGAAAAGAUCAGCAACUCUGCUAGAGUAUAAAACUUUUAACAGUCGCAAAGACGAUGUAGGACUCGACUGGAUGUAGACUUAUAACUUGAGUGAAUGACAUAAAUCACUUGUGGGUGAUGUGGAUCUAGAUGUAUGACAAGCGACUGGAUACAAAGAAUUCAAGAAUCCCUCGCUCCUAUAGCUACAAAUUAGCAUAAUUUUAGGUACUUGACACGCACUUGCAGAUGGGAAAUAUACAGUGUGUGACUCCUAAACAAUGGAAAGUAGUUUGUCUAUUAAUGCUGGUCCUGCUUUGAUCUUCAAAGUGUGGCUUCAGCAUUAUACUCCCCUUAGUGAAGGUGCAACCAGUGAGGGGGCUCUUGAUCCAAGGGAGUAUACCUAUCAUUCCCUUGGAUCAAACCUGACUGCAUCCCAUUAUCCCUGUAAGUCAAGUGUUUUGUCUUUAACUAUAAAAAUUUAGCAUUAUAGCAUAUUUAUAUCAUAUUUUUAAAAGUUUGAAAUAAAUUUUGUAAUCUCAUCCUUACAGAACUAAAUUACAUAAUGAUUUAUCGUUAGCCAUUAAUAAAAAAAUUGUAACGUACAGUAUUCUUAGUAAUACCUAUUCUGAUUUAAAAAUGAUACUUGUCAACAGUGUAUCCAACAUAUUUCAAGUAAAGCAAAAUAGUAAUAAUAACAGGUUUAUCUUACUUCCCCUGGAAUCAUCAUUCAAAUUUGUCAUUAUUAGAUGUCCCAGUUCUAUUUUGAAUUGUGUAAUUAUGAUGUAUACUAGUCCAGUAUACAUUAAUCAGAGAUUAUCUUGCAAAACCUGCAUUCACUUCUUGAUUUUUGUAAAUAUAAUUUAUUAACAUAAGCACUAACAUGUAAACCCAGCGGGGGUUGUCAACUAAUGUGUCAAUAGUUACUUUAAUUAUUAAACAAGAUAUCACUUUUUCCUUCAUAAUUUCAAACUGAUAUUCCUAAUCAUGUGUGGUUGUAUUUUAUGCCAUACUAAUAUUACAAAUGUGUGUAACAGCAGCAUUGCACAGCCUGAGUGUGUUAACACAACUCUUCAGUUAAGUUUCAUAUUGUUAUAAUCAUGGGGAAGUGUUAAACCUGUUUUACUCAUACAGCACCUGGUGGAAUAGGAGACAAUCAGGUUUAAUCUGAUUCUUUGGAUCAAGAGCCCCUUGCUGAUAUCAAAGAAAUUUUUAAAAUUAAUUCAUGUGGUUUAUUAUACUGCCACAAAACUUUGUGUGUUAAUUUUAUACUCAUUAAAUAUAUAUUAAAUUUG